This is a messenger RNA of Rattus rattus (black rat), 443 nucleotides long. It is a transcript of the gene Banf2, whose product is annotated as BANF family member 2. Gene Ontology annotation, molecular function: DNA binding. Lineage: Eukaryota; Metazoa; Chordata; Mammalia; Rodentia; Muridae. The record is from RefSeq and is a predicted model, not a curated record. The coding region runs from base 117 to 389 and encodes 90 amino acids. The transcript is spliced from 3 exons.
CUGACAGACAGGGCUCUCUAAAACCAGCUUUCAGAUCUAUCUUUUCUCCAAGGAGUUCUAAAACGAACAGGAAGAUAAGAAGGCAAACGAGAGGAGAUCUGCUUCGAAGAAAGAAGAUGGACAACAUGUCUCCCAGGCUGAAAGCCUUUCUCUCUGAACCCAUUGGGGAAAAGGAUGUGGCCUGGGUGGAUGGCAUCAGCUGUGAGCUUGCCAUCAACUUGGUCACCAAAGGUUUCAACAAGGCCUAUGUCCUGCUGGGACAGUUCCUUUUGAUGCACAAGAAUGAAGCAGAGUUCCAGAGGUGGAUCAUCUGCUGUUGUGGCGCUACGGAGUGCGAGGCCCGCCAGAGCUCCACCUGCUUGAAGGAGUGGUGUGCCUGUUUCCUGUAGAUACCCCCGACCUGGCUGCUCUACCCCCGAUAAAGGAUACACCCAUGCUACCUA